AUGAUGAAGUUCUUGGCUCUUGUUGUUUUGGCUUUGGCUGUUUCUGCCUAUCCUUUCGCUGAGGAAGGAUCCGGUGUUGUUGUUGAAGGAUCAGGAGUUGAAGGUUCUGGACUUUUCGUCGAGAAUGCUUACCGUAUGAAGAGAGACACCGAAGAGACCCAAACCACCGAAGAUGAUGCUGCCAAACGUCUUGAGGAAGCUGCUGAAGAAAUCGAGAAGGAGGCUUUAACCAUCGAAGAGCAAGCCAAGGACAUUUCUGAGAAUGUUGAUGAGCUCAAGGAAGAAGUUGAAGUUAUUGAGAAAGAAAUCGAAGAGCUUGAGGGAUCCGGUGCUGCUGAUGAGAAGAAAUGCGAGACUCUCUCUAUCUGUUACGAUAACGAAGACUGCAACGGUGGACAAUGCCUCGGAGCUUUCCUCGGAACUUGCAACUGCAACUCUUGCGUCAACUUCUGGAAAUGCGAAACCCACACUGAUUGCGGAGGACUCAAGAACUCUUGCAACGCUACAACUGGAAUGUGCGAUUGUCUCACUGCCCACGUUAAGAAUGGAUUCACCGACUCUUUCGAAGCCUUCUCUAAGCUCUGCAACGUUCAAAAGUGCGGAAAGGAAACCGCUUCUUCCGAUUGCCUUGGACUCCCAUGUAACACUGGACGAUGCUUCUGCUAA
Molecule: messenger RNA, 666 nt
Organism: Auanema sp. JU1783
Lineage: Eukaryota; Metazoa; Nematoda; Chromadorea; Rhabditida; Rhabditidae
Source: the annotation of a GenBank genome assembly